CCAAAUUUGUAGUCGGUCCACAGUUUUCUUAGUUUUUCCUCCCUCCUCAAAACUCCCUCCAAAUUCCAAAGUAUCUUCCACACAGAUUCCACCAAACCUCCAUCGCUGAACCGGCAUUCCAACCUGCGCUUCGACCAAACCCAUCGUACAUGGCAUCGACCUCAGCUUCGCGUCACGGUGGCGCUGCCGGAAGAAUUAAAAAUGCAGCCACAACCCUCUCUGCUGAAAGCCAGUCUCUCGUUGCCGAAAUACGGAAGGCUUUGCAUAUGAUGAUGGACAUUGCAGUUGACUUGGAGAAAGAUAAUGAAUCCGCAAAGGUAAAAGACCUUGAAAAUGCUGUUGCUGAGUUGGUGGAGGCUUAUGAAAAUUGUGCAACUUAUGCAGCAGCAAUUGAAUCUGUUGGAAAUAUAUACCAGCCUGGUGCAGAGUUAACUGAUUUCAAGAAGUUGCUUGAGGAUGAAUUCGAGAAGCUCAAGUCUAGUUCAUCUUCCGCUUCACAAAAUCAUCAGCUGAUACGUAAAUUUAGAGAAGCUGUUUGGAAUGUUCAUCAUUCAGGGCAGCCAAUGCCAGGAGAAGAGCAAGAAGACAUCAUAAUGACCAGCACCCAGUCUAGCCUUUUAAAUGUCGUUUGUCCAUUAAGUGGAAAGCCUGUUACUGAAUUAGCAGAGCCAGUUCGCAGUGUGCUAUGCAAGCAUAUCUACGAGAAGAAGGCAAUCAUGCUCUAUAUAUCAUCAGAAAGGGGCCAACCAAAAUGCCCCAUAGCAGGUUGCCCUAGGAUUCUGCAGGCGGAAAAAGUAGUAUGUGAUCCGUUGUUAGUUGUUGAAAUUGAGGAAAUGAGAUGUAUAAGUAGACAAACUGCUAGGGCUAAUGUGGUAGAAGAUUUCACAGAGCUUGAUGAAGAGGAGGAUAACUGAUAAAAGAGUUUUGAUCAGAAUUUAAUCAUUUUCUUUUUAUAAUUUCUACUCUCUACUGUAUAUGUGCAGCUCGUUAGGAACGAUGAAUGGACUAAAACAGUAUCAUUGUCCUUUGUAGUCGGAGAAUUGUCUCUUCCUAUCAUAUUUUCUAAAGCCUUCAAAUUAAUAUUCAACGAAUUUCGUGUUACAA
Messenger RNA from Manihot esculenta (cassava), 1104 nucleotides. RefSeq names its product E3 SUMO-protein ligase MMS21. The transcript has 7 exons. NCBI's taxonomy places the organism in Eukaryota, Viridiplantae, Streptophyta, Magnoliopsida, Malpighiales, Euphorbiaceae. The record is from RefSeq and is a predicted model, not a curated record. Gene Ontology annotation, cellular component: Smc5-Smc6 complex; nucleus. Gene Ontology annotation, biological process: double-strand break repair via homologous recombination; protein sumoylation. Gene Ontology annotation, molecular function: SUMO ligase activity; zinc ion binding. The coding region runs from base 150 to 914 and encodes 254 amino acids.